CAGCCGCUGCAAGGCCAGCUACGAUACCGGAUUUCCACAAAAGAUGUUUUCGUUACAGAUGAUCAGGCCUGUUAUAUCAGCAGCGAGGUCGUCAACUCGGACAUGCACAAGGAGAUUUCAUCCAUUGGCUUCAGGCACAAACUGGUCCUCACCUUCAGCUAACCUGGUGCCAAUUGUGAUCGAACAGACCGGCAGGGGUGAGCGGUCGUAUGACAUCUUCUCCCGUCUACUGCGCGAACGCGUAAUCAUGUUAUAUGGACCAAUACGCGAUACUGACUCUGCACUUACGGUGGCUCAAUUGCUCUUCCUUGAAGCGGAGGACUCUUCAAAGCCUAUCCACCUAUACAUAAACUCACCCGGAGGGAGUGUCACAGCCGGCAUGGCUAUUUACGAUACAUAUGUAUCAUCACCCAUCCACACCUACUGCGUGGGACAGGCGUGUUCCAUGGGAUCCCUAUUAUUGGCAGCUGGAGAGCGUGGCCGAAGACAUUGCCUCCCCCACGCCAGCAUCAUGAUUCACCAACCUUCCGGAGGGGCUUCGGGUCAAGCUUCCGACAUCGCUAUACACGCCAAGGAGAUUCUCCGUGUGAGGGAAGUGCUGACACGGAUAUAUCAGAGGCACUGUGCUAAAGAAGGAGAGAGCGAUGCUGAAGGGUUACAGCGGUUCGAGAAAGCUCUGGAGCGCGACUAUUUUAUGACCGCUCAGGAAGCACUUGACUUCGGGAUCGUUGACGGUAUCCUGGAGAAGAGGCCUAUUACAGAUACUGAAGCUUAAUGCGAGUUCCGCGGGGGUAGCUUCCGAUUCGCAUACCUCUAAAGCACAUGCAGAUCCGGCGCCCGCCUUAUACCCGACCCUUGAGACAUUGACGCCAUGAAACUUCAUGCACGGUCCCGUUCAUCGAUU
Messenger RNA from Gloeophyllum trabeum ATCC 11539, 904 nucleotides. RefSeq lists its product as uncharacterized. NCBI's taxonomy places the organism in Eukaryota, Fungi, Basidiomycota, Agaricomycetes, Gloeophyllales, Gloeophyllaceae. The record is from RefSeq and is a predicted model, not a curated record. Gene Ontology annotation, biological process: protein quality control for misfolded or incompletely synthesized proteins. The coding region runs from base 44 to 775 and encodes 243 amino acids. Gene Ontology annotation, cellular component: endopeptidase Clp complex. The transcript is spliced from 8 exons. Gene Ontology annotation, molecular function: ATPase binding; ATP-dependent peptidase activity; serine-type endopeptidase activity.